Molecule: messenger RNA, 807 nt
Organism: Emys orbicularis (European pond turtle)
Lineage: Eukaryota; Metazoa; Chordata; Testudines; Emydidae
Gene: EIF3K
Product: eukaryotic translation initiation factor 3 subunit K
Exons: 8
Coding region: 35-691 (218 amino acids)
Biological process (GO): regulation of translational initiation
Cellular component (GO): eukaryotic translation initiation factor 3 complex; cytoplasm
Molecular function (GO): ribosome binding; translation initiation factor activity
Source: RefSeq, a predicted model, not a curated record
CCCGCCCCCACCUCCGCCCCCGCCCCCCCGCGCCAUGGCGCUGUUCGAGCAGAUGCGGGCCAACGUGGGCAAACUGCUCAAGGGCAUCGACCGAUACAACCCUGAGAACCUGGCCACACUGGAGCGCUAUGUGGAGACGCAGGCCAAGGAGAACGCUUACGACCUGGAGGCCAACCUGGCCGUGCUCAAGCUGUACCAGUUCAAUCCUGCUUUCUUCCAAACCACCGUCACGGCUCAGAUCCUGCUCAAAGCCCUGACUAACCUGCCGCACACGGACUUCACCCUCUGCAAGUGUAUGAUCGACCAGGCUCAUCAAGAAGAGAGGCCGAUCAGGCAGAUCCUCUACCUGGGAGAGCUACUGGAGACCUGCCACUUCCAGGCCUUCUGGCAAGCCCUGGAUGAGAACAUGGAGCUUCUGGAUGGGAUCACGGGGUUUGAAGACUCCGUUAGGAAGUUCAUCUGCCAUGUGGUGGGGAUCACGUACCAGCACAUCGACCGGUGGCUGCUUGCUGAGGUGCUGGGUGACCUCUCGGACAACCAGCUGAAGGUCUGGAUGAGCAAAUAUGGCUGGACAGAAACGGAGUCGGGCAAGAUCUUCAUCUGCAACCAGGAGGAGAGCAUCAAACCCAAGAACAUAGUGGAGAAGAUCGACUUUGACAGUGUCUCCAGCAUCAUGGCUUCCUCCCAGUGAUGGGGCCUCACCGCCCUCCUCGUUGCUCCAUGUGAACUCACUCGGGGGUUCUGUUGUUCGGUUCCCUUUCUAAUGCCAGUGCAACCUCGGCCAAUAAAAGCGCGUCGUUGACCUUG